This is a messenger RNA of Sinocyclocheilus rhinocerous, 1588 nucleotides long. Its product is annotated as retinol dehydrogenase 12. The record is from RefSeq and is a predicted model, not a curated record. Lineage: Eukaryota; Metazoa; Chordata; Actinopteri; Cypriniformes; Cyprinidae. The transcript is spliced from 7 exons. Bases 261 to 1157 code for a protein of 298 amino acids.
CGUGUAACGGAAUGUCCAACCUUGCAAAAGAGAUUCAAUUGAACAAAGCUUCCUUCCUUGGAGUUCAAAGCCAUCACAGCGAGCACAUUCAUGCGAGCGCAUCACGUUGUUCAUAUUGAAGUCAGACGCGUUUCAUUGGCCGGAAGACAGAGCUCUGGACGGGAGGGGCUUGGAUCCGGAUCGCAUAGUAAUAUCUCAUUCAUAAAUUACACAGGACGCUAGAGUAGAGCACUAUUGUCUGCUGAGGGAAACCGGCCACAAUGCACUCAAUAAGAAAUGUCUUCUGUGGUCAGUGGAGCUCUUCUGUACGUCUUGAUGACAAAACAGUCAUAAUCACAGGAGCUAAUACAGGCAUUGGCAAAGAGACAGCGAGAGACCUUGCAAAAAGAGGGGCUCGAGUCAUUAUGGCCUGUCGAGAUCUGGAAAAAGCAGAAGCAGCCAGAAAAGAAUUAAUAGAGGAUUCUGGAAACCAAAACAUUGUGGCGAACAAACUUGAUUUAUCAGAUACCAAAUCCAUCAGAGCUUUUGCAGAACUCUUAAACAAGGAGGAAAAGCAAGUCAACAUCCUUAUCAACAAUGCUGGAAUCAUGAUGUGCCCAUAUUCAAAAACUGCAGAUGGCUUUGAGAUGCAGUUUGGUGUUAACCAUUUAGGUCAUUUUCUGCUCACCUACCUUCUGCUUGACCUCUUAAAGAAAUCAGCCCCCUCCAGGAUCAUCAACGUGGCUUCUGUGGCCCAUACGUGGGGCAGCAUCCAUCUGGAUGACAUAAACAGUGAGAAGGGUUACUCUCCACGGAGGGCUUACGGCCAGAGCAAACUAGCUAACAUCCUCUGCACACGCUCCUUGGCUAAAAGACUGCAGGGCAGUGGUGUGACUGUGUACUCCCUCCAUCCUGGUGUGGUGCAGUCAGAGCUGUUUAGGAACCUCAGCAAGCCUGUGCAGAUAGCAUUCAAGGUCUUCAGCCCUUUCACCAAGACCACUAUUCAGGGGGCCCAGACCACCAUCUACUGCGCUGUGGAGCCCAAGCUGGACAAUGAGAGUGGAGGAUAUUACAGCGACUGUGCUCCAGCACAGUGUUCAAGCGAAGCUUUAGAUGAUGAAAUGGCUCAGAAACUCUGGGAGCUCAGCUGUCAGAUGCUUGGCAUUACUUGGGACUGAUGGAGCAAUCCUCUCAGUGACACUGUUAUAAAAGCAGAAUAAAAGCUUUCGGACUAAUGUCAUAGAUAAUGGAAACUGUAGUGUUCAUACAAUGCCUGAAUGAAUGCACUAUGUUUUAUAUUGUACAUUGAAUACUCUUUUUAAUAUUCUUAUCCUUGGCUAUUCUGUUAUAAUUUCAGUAGACAUAAGAACUGCUAUGAAUUCAAAUGUAUUUUAGUCUAUUAAAUCUUUUAUCUUUUAUUUGCAUUUGUUUCUUUUUGCCGAUGAGCUGCUGUAAUAUUCACAGUUAAUGAACUAAGCAGAACUGCUAAUCUGAAGCUUAUUUUCACAGGAUGUUUGCCUUCAUGCUAGCAUAUAAAAGUAUGGAGCCCCCAAGGAGACAUGGUGAUGAAAAAAACAAGUAGAUGUAAGGAAAAAAUGUAUUUUAAUGC